CGCCUCCUCCGCUUCGCCGAGCCUACCACUCAACCCACCCCCUUCCCCAGCGGGCCUUCAACGGCCUCCUUUCUUGUCGUUCCCGACAUGCCCCGGGGUUCUGGGCGGCGCCGCGCGCGGCUUCUCUGAGUGGGCCCCCGCAUCAAAAUGGCGGCUGGGGCGCCAAAUACGAUUUCCUUGCCCUAAAGAGGUGGAAGCAAGGACUGGUAGGAGAGGUAGCACCAUGGAUGCCUCAGCCAGUAUGAAAUCGGUCUUGCUGGCCGCGUCCCAGUACCGGGCUGCGCGUACACAGCCUAACGCGGCGCUUUUGCAGAGGAGUCUGGAGGUUAUUUCAGGACUGAAGGUGACAAGAUUGUUUGCAUCAAAUCAAACUUUACCAAGUGAAUGUCUUAGCUGUUUAGUAGAACUCAUUGAUGACCCAAAUACAAGUUCUGAGUUAACCUUAACUGUGGUUGGUUUACUCUCUCAAUUAGUUUCAGACAAUGAGGCCCGAGAAACUCUUCAGAAUACUUACAAUCUGGGUAGUGUUCUAGCAAAUGUGGUUCAUCGAAGUUCUAUCAGUGCUGCUGAUGUGGUGUUACUUCCGAGUAUUCAGCUCCUACAGAAACUGACCUACAGUGUAAGAGUAUUCCAUGCCAGUGCUAACAUUGAUGAAUUAAUUUCAUUUCUAAUGCAUCGUAUUCAGUCCACAGAAGAUGAGCUAACUAUACCAUGCCUGGGACUUAUGGCAAAUCUGUGUCGACAUAAUCUAUCCAUUCAAGCACACAUCAAGUCAUUGACCAAUGUGAAGGGUUUCUAUCGCACUCUGAUCAGUUUCUUGGCUCACAGUAGUUUAACAGUGGUUGUCUUUGCACUGUCAAUAUUAUCAAGCCUUACACUAAAUGAAGAAGUUGGAGAUAAGCUUUUCCAUUCCAGAAACAUUCAUCAGACUUUCCAGUUGAUAUUCAACAUUCUUGUGAAUGGAGAUGGAACGCUGACAAGGAAGUAUUCUGUUGAUCUGCUCAUGGAUCUUCUGAAGAACCCUAAGAUUGCAAGUUAUCUUACAAAGUAUGAGUUACACAGUAACUUUUUUCAGUAUGAACAUUUUCAAUCAUGCCUCAAUCAGGUAUUGGGCCUCCUUCAAGGAAGGGACCCUGAUUCUUCAGCAAAGGUAUUGGAGUUACUUCUUGCCUUCUGUUCAGUACCAGAACUCCGUCAUGUCUUGUGUCAAGCAGUAUUGGAACCAAAUACGGCAAGCUGUGGAAACUCAAAACUUGUGUCUCGGUCCAAGCCUUCAGAGCCAUCUGUUCUUUUAGUGCACUGGUCAAAUCAGCCACUGGAAGCACCUGAAAACUGCUCAACUCUGGCCUUGGAGCUGUUCAGGGAGAUAUUUGAGGAUGUUAUUGACACAGGCCAUUGUGCUAUGGCUGAGCGCUUUGUGGAUCUUCUUUUACCUGUUCUUCUCGACCAUCUUCAUGUUCCAGAUAAUUCUCUAGAAGACCUGUUGCUGAAGAAGAAAUGUGAAAAAAUGAUGAAAGCCAUUGACAUCUUGUUGACCCUUUGUGCAGAUGACAUGUUAAAAACACAUGUUACAAAGGUUCUAACAGCUAGCAAAUGUAUGAACUUGAUAGAACAUCAUUUUACCUGCAGUGGGAUUGACUUUGGCUUUGGAGCAAAGCUAAUAGACUCUGAACUGAGCAAGCUUGCUGCAGAGGCAGUAUUAAAAACACUGGAUCUUAUGAGCAAACUUAAGCAGCUGGUUCCUAGCAUGGAAGUCAGUUUUUACAAAGUUCUUCAGGACCAACGUUUGGUUGCACCUUUGGCUUUUGCUUUAACAUCAGACUACAGAGAGCAAGUACAAGCGGGACUCAGAAUACUCUUUGAAGCAGCCCCAUUACCAGAUUUUCCUGCCAUAGUGCUUGGUGAAAACAUUGCAGCCAAUAAUUCUUACAGACAUCAGGAAGCAGAGCACAUACCUAAAAGGAGCCACAUGCAGGCAGCUAUGACCUGUGUUAAUUCAGUGAAAGUUUCUGUUUACCCUCCCAAUGAAGAAGCUGCAACUUUCAACAUUCAGGACCUGAUACAGAAACUUCAGUCAGGCCUAGAGAUGAAGGAAACAGUAACAGAUGUGAGGAUAUCUGAAAUAAUGGAUGUGUAUGAGCAGAAACUGUCUGCACUGGCUUCCAAAGAAACUAGAUUGCAAGACCUUUUGGAAGCAAAGGCAUUAGCACUUGCUCAGGCUGAUAGACUCAUUACCCAGUAUCGUUGUCAGCGAGCCCAAGCAGAGUCAGAGGCUAGAACCCUGGCUUCUAUGUUGAAGGAUGCCGAACGCAAAAAUGAAGAUCUUGAUGCAUUAUUGAAAGCACAGCAGGUAGAAUCUGAACGUGCCCAGAGUGAUAUCGAACAGCUCUUUCAACAUAAUAGGAAACUGCAAAGUAUAGUUGAAGAACAUGAGAUACUUAAAAGAUCUUCUAUUGACCUUCUUCAAAAGCAUGAAAGCACUGAAAGGCAAUAUAAAGACCUGCAAGUGACAUAUAAUUCAUUAAAUAAACAGCUCGAGACUGUUAAAAGGCAGAAUGAAUCUCUCAAGCAACAGAAUGACAGAACUGUAUGUCAGCUGCUAGAAGCAGAAGAGUUUGGAAAAGAAUUGCAUAAACAGCUUCAAGAUAGAGAAGGAAAAAUAUCAAGUUUGCAACAAAAGGUGAAAGUUCAGGAAGAAAAAUUGAAAGCAAGGGAGAAGGAAAAAACUGAUAUGGAAGAGACUAUAGACAUCCUUAGAAAAGAAUUAAGUAGAACUGAGCAGACAAGGAAAGAAUUGAGUAUUAAGGCAUCCUCCUGGGAAGUUCAGAAGACACAAUUGGAAGGGCGACUGGAAGAAAAGGAGGCCUUGGUUAAACUCCAGCAAGAAGAACUGAAUAAACAUUCUCAUAUGAUAGCCAUGAUACACAGCUUAAGUGGUGGUAAAUUAAGUGCAGAGACUGUUAAUCUCAGUUUAUAGAAUUUGAUUAUCUAGAACUAUGUUUCAUCCAAAAAUCCAACUAGAAUGAAUGUAGAUCUUCAGUAUUAUUAUGUAAAGGAAAUUCUGUAUGCAGUCAGUCUUGAAAAUUACUCUAGUAAAAAUCACCUUUCUUGUUGACACUGCUAUCCCACAUGUUUCGGCUGCAGCUGGGGACCUCAGCUUGAUCAGCUUUUUUAAAAUAGUUAUUUUAACAUUUGUAAAGUAGAAUCCAGGAAAAUAUACAAAGCUGCAUUUAUACUAAAAUAUAAAAUUUAAAAUAUUGUUCUACAAUAUGCACGUCAUCAAUUGUUCUAAUAGAAGUGUCACAGCCUUAUUCAUCCUCAUGUUUCCAAACUUCUAAUAACAUAUUAAUGCCUAAUUUCAGAAGCUGGAAAACACUGGUGUAUAUUUUACCCAGUUUUUAUUUUUCUGUGUUAAAUACUGUUCAGUCCUUUGCAAUGUUUCUCAGUUCUUUAGGUCUGAAUAUAUCUGGUUUAUAUGGAACUGUCAAUGCUUCCAUUUCUUUAUGUAUCAAGCUUUAUAUAGUCACUUUUGAAUUUUCAUUACAUAACUAUAUUUCCCACACAUCGGGGUAGAAAUAAUUUUAUACACUUUUGAACCACUGCCUGAAUAUUUAAUAAAUCAACUCUGCCUAAAUAUUAAAGUAAUGGACUUUGAGAACAUAUAUUUAUUUUGUCCAGAAAGGCAAAAGCAUUCCUUUAGCUAAAUUACAGUAUCUUUGUAUGUCUCCUGUGUAUUUUAAUUCAAAAAUGAAUCUAUUGGUGCUUGGAGAUACUAAAAUUCUAAAACUCUAUUACUCUAAUUUCACUAAGUACACUGAUGUUAGACUGUAACAUCAAUAAAUACCUUCGAAAUGUUCAGCUUUCCCUUUAGUUCCUGCGUCUUAAUCUUUUGUUUUAGCAGUUUGAACUUAAGUGCAGUUACAUUUUACAAAAGUUCAAACUCAGUUGCUUCAGCUCAAUAGUAGCUUUUUAACAUUUUAAUAAACUAGUAGUUAACCUUUUAAUGAAAUAGUUAUUUUCCAUAGAUGUCUCUUCAUAACCUUUUUCUAGAUACCAUUUGUCUUUGUAAAGGGAAAUAAAAAAUUUACUGCAGA
Messenger RNA from Sphaerodactylus townsendi, 4094 nucleotides. RefSeq names its product cellular inhibitor of PP2A (gene CIP2A). Gene Ontology annotation, molecular function: protein binding. The transcript is spliced from 21 exons. Lineage: Eukaryota; Metazoa; Chordata; Lepidosauria; Squamata; Sphaerodactylidae. Bases 224 to 2977 code for a protein of 917 amino acids. The record is from RefSeq and is a predicted model, not a curated record.